Molecule: messenger RNA, 1086 nt
Organism: Oncorhynchus tshawytscha (Chinook salmon)
Lineage: Eukaryota; Metazoa; Chordata; Actinopteri; Salmoniformes; Salmonidae
Product: testis-expressed protein 30
Exons: 5
Coding region: 63-755 (230 amino acids)
Source: RefSeq, a predicted model, not a curated record
UUAUUCGAUGCCCACCGCCGUUAACCCUCAUUGAAGAAGAAGAAGACAAGACAACUAACGACAUGGAAACGUAUCAAGAGGACAGCUUGAACAUCAUUUUUGGUAAAAAACAAAUCGUUGCUGUCAGAGUUGUGUUGAGCAUCCCUGAUAACGUAAGUGCUGUGCGGACUGCUGUCAUCGUGACGCACGGGACUGGAGGGGACGUCAACCUAAAGCAUUUGGUUUCUCUGGCUCGUGUGCUUGCGUCGAAUGGUCUGCUAUGUCUUCGCUUCACGUGUAAAGGUUUAAACCUGGUUUACAGAGUGAAGGCUUACAAUGCUGUUUUGGAACACUUGAAAUAUCUUAAGAAAUUCACAAUCAGACAAAUAUUCUUUGUUGGACGUUCUCUAGGGGCUCGAGCUGCCUCUGCUCUGGCCAGGGAGCUCAGUGUUCGACCAGAGGAUGCAGUAGCAGGCCUUGUCUGUCUGUCCUUCCCCCUACACCCUCCAGGACAGACCCACGGCCAUCGCCAGCGGAGCGAGGACCUCCGGGGGUUGCCUACGGAGGUGCCUGUGUUGUUUCUGUCUGGCACUGCAGACAACAUGUGUGAGAAGAUCCUUCUGGAGGAUGUCGUUAAAGAGAUGAGAUGUCCAACGACUGUUCGCUGGGUCGAAGGAGGCAACCAUGGGCUCAUAGUGAAGGGAAGGACAGAGGAGUCUGUCCAGGAUGAACUCAACGCACAUGUCUUAUCAUGGAUUUUGGAACAAAUUGCAUGAAGCUGACUCUUGAUUCUAAAGUUGUUGUUGCUCCACACAUUCCAUAGUGUGUUAUUAGUGUAAUAUUAUGAAUAUGUUGUGUUUAUAAUGUAGAAGAAAUAUAUACUUUUAUAUAUAUAUAUAUUUUAUUAUUUUAUUUUUUUGGGCUAAAGGUAUUGACAGAUUUGCAGUGAAGAAUACACUCUGCGGGGUGCUUCUCUGAAACUGAGCGUUGCCUUCUAGUGGAGUGUGUUCAGGGAAGCCAAACUUCCCCAAAUAUCAGUGUACAAAAUCAAAUCGAGUUGUAUUUGUCACAUUGCGCCGAAUACAACUGUGAAAGUGUCAAAUCCCA